CGGGCGGAAGGGGCGGGAGCCGCGCAUGACGGCCUGAGGGGAGCCGGGCGGGGAGCGGGGCACCUGUGACAUUCCAGAUUUAGAUGUCUCAAUGGAUAUGUGGAGCUACUUCCAUACUUGCCUGGUGUCCAUAUGGCUGCACAGAUUUUACAUCUAUUCUGCUGUUGCUUUUGGGAUCAGCCUUUGGAUUGUCAUUCAGUUCAUCACCACCAGAGCCAAAAGGAAGGGUGAGCAAUCCCAUGGAAGUCCCUCUUCCCCUGAGGGAACAUCAGACAAACUGGGAAAUGGAUGUGCCCCCUGUCAGGCACAGGGGAUCCAUGUUGCUGGAGUGAAGAUCUUCUACGGCUCUCAGACUGGCACAGCAAAGAGAUUUGCCAAAGCUCUGGCUGAAGCUGUUACUUCCCUUAAUUUGCCUGUGGAUGUCAUUAACAUGGAAGACUAUGAUCCAGAAGAUGGUUUAGUAGAGGAGACAAGCAGCAGGAACAUCUGUGUGUUCCUGGUGGCCACCUACACCGAGGGGCAGCCCCCAGAGAGUGCAGUCUGGUUCUGCAGGUGGCUGGAAGAGGCAGCCAAUGAUUUCCGUGUUGGGAAGAGCUUCCUGCAGGGCCUGAGAUAUGCCGUGUUCGGGCUGGGGAACUCGGCCUAUGUGGACCACUACAACACAGUUGGAAGGAGGAUGGACAGGUGGCUGUGGAUGCUCAGUGCCAGCAGGAUCAUGGCUCGGGCUGAGGGGGACUGCAAUGUGGCCCAGAGCAAGCAUGGCAGCAUUGAAGCUGACUUUGAGGCCUGGAAAGACAAAUUCCUCACUCGGCUCCAGGCACUCUGCAGAGGGGAAAAGAAGCCCUGCAGGGGGAAGUGCAAGAAGGGGAAGUGCAAAUCUUCAGGGAAGCAGAGCAAGGAAAGCUUGGACCGUGAACAUGGGACAUCAGAACAGGACAAUACUGAGGCAGAGGAAUUGUUUGAAACCAGUAGUGAGGAGGAAGCUGGAAGCACAGAUUCUGUCAUUGAUGUUGAAGAUCUUGGCAAUAUCAUGGGCCACAUGAAGAAAGCAAAGAGAGAGCAGGAGCUGCAGGAGGGAGCUGCUGGAGCUGAGAGGAGAGAGAUGAUCACCCCAGCCCUGAGGAAAGCACUCAGUAAACAAGGUUAUAAACUCAUUGGGAGCCACUCUGGGGUGAAGCUCUGCCGAUGGACAAAGUCCAUGCUGCGGGGCCGUGGGGGCUGCUACAAGCACACCUUCUAUGGCAUCGAGAGCCACCGCUGCAUGGAGGCCACCCCCAGCCUGGCCUGUGCCAACAAGUGUGUCUUCUGCUGGAGACACCACACGAACCCCGUGGGCACCGAGUGGCUCUGGAGGAUGGACCAGCCUGAGGAGAUCCUGCAGGAGGCCCUCGAGAAGCACCAGAACAUGAUCAGGCAGUUCAAAGGUGUGUCAGGGGUGAAGGCAGCUCGGCUGGAGGAAGCUCUGGCAGUGAAGCACUGUGCCCUGUCCCUGGUGGGGGAGCCCAUCAUGUACCCCCACAUCAACCACUUGGUGAGGCUCCUGCACCAGCAGGGCAUCUCCACCUUCCUGGUCACCAACGCCCAGUUCCCCGAGGAGAUCAGGAGGCUGGAGCCUGUCACCCAGCUCUAUGUCAGUGUGGAUGCCAGCACCAAGGAGAGCCUGAGGAGGAUUGACAGACCCCUCUUCAAGGACUUCUGGCAAAGGUUUCUAGACAGCCUAAAGGCCUUAGCUGAAAAGCAACAACGCACUGUUUAUAGGCUGACCCUGGUGAAAGCUUGGAACGUGGAUGAACUCAAAGCUUAUGCUGACCUGAUAUCCCUUGGGAAACCAGACUUCAUUGAGGUCAAGGGUGUGACCUACUGUGGGGAGAGCUCUGCCAGCAACCUGACCAUGGCCAAUGUGCCGUGGCACGGGGAGGUGCUGAGCUUCGUGCAGGAGCUGGCGCGGCUGCUCCCGGACUACAGCAUUGCCUGCGAGCACGAGCACUCCAACUGCCUGCUGCUGGCCCACAGCAAGACUGAGAUCCCAAACUUGAACCCAGGGAGGAGCAGUUCAGGAGGAAUGUUGGCAGGAGUCACCUACUCCACAUCUCUAACAGGUUUCCAGCUCACGCUGGCUGCUUUCUUUGAGUAUUAGUGCUGAAAUCACUUUAACUAUGAGUAGUGCUGAAUGAACUGAGAAGUGUUUGUAGCAGAAUCAGUGCGAGACAGAAAAUGAGUGUUCACAUUGUUUAGAGAUUCAAUAUUAUUUCUUAUCAAUAGGAUUCAGAAUUUUCUUGGCUGUUUGCAGAUUUCACUCCUCCUUUGAUAACACAGUGUGAGGUUUUGAUGUUUCUUAUCUCCCAUCUAAAGCCUUCAAAGUGCAGGCAGCGAGGCCCUGGGCUGUGCUGGCUUUGUGCUCCUUGUGUUCUGUCUUCCCUGAGCCUGGAAAUCCCAAACCUCCUGCACGGGGCAGUGGCAGCUCUUCCCUCCCUGGGAAGGUGGGAGGGUGCAGGGGAAGGUCUGGCUCCAGGGCUGCCUUGGGCCCUGCAGGGUUUUGUGACCUGGACAAGCCCUGGAGUGACCCCACUGAGUGAGGAGCUUGGGCUGGAGGCCUCCAGAGGUGCCUUCCAUCCUAUGAUAUCCAGGGGUUGUUCCAUGUAAGAGCUGAGCUUUGCCCUGGGCCAUCCCAAAUGGUUCCCAGCCAUGCACUGGGGGAUUUUGCUCCCUGUCCCAUAAGGGAGCCCCGAGUCCCUCCUGAAGCCAAGGCAGACCUGCUCUGCUCUGUGCACCCCAAGGCCACCACAGCAGGACCCUUUUCCCCCUUCCUGUGGUUUUAGGGUGGUUUUGGGGAUAUCUGUUUUUUUCCUUCAAGGUCUUUAAGGUUUUAUCCAAACUCCAGCUUCCCCCAAGGUCCUCUGUGCCCAAUCAGCAAAUAUCACCUGAUUUUGUGGGGAUGAAGUCAUUAUGUCUCCCUCAGCAAAAACCUGCUUCUCCUUUUUCCUGGAGGGAGGAGAGGCCUUCCCUCAGGAUUAUGGGAUUAAGCAGAGCAUUAAAAGAGAGAUCUUGCUUUGUUGCUUAAAGAGCUUAAUCUGAAAUCCCCUCCACAGUGAGUGGAGCUUUGCAAAUGCUGAGUAAGGGAUUGGAGCUGAUCCCUGCCCUCCAGGCCUGGAGCUUCAGGUGAGAUCAGCCCACUCUGGAGCACUCCUGGUGUCCUCCUUUUCUCCUUGGAUGUGCUUUGGGCACAGCUGGAUGGGCCCCUCCUCCCAGAUCCCAGCCUUGGGUGGAAGUCACAGCCCUGCCCUGGGACGAGCCCAAACAUCCCUGAUCCCUGGGAUUUGCCAUUGGAUGUGGCUGAGCUGCCUGGAAGGCACCUCCCCUGUGCCUCACCCCACCUGGAGAAGUUCCAGCAGUCCCAGGAGCUCUCCAGGAGUGCUUUGGAUGGAGCUGCCCAAGGCCAGAUCCCACCCCACCGACAGCUUUCCCUGCUCCUGCCCUUCCACAGCCCCUGGGGGACAGCAGCCAAACAUCCAACAACCCAAGAGGAAGGUGGAACUGUGCAUACCUGCUAUAUUUUUAUAUAUAUAUAUAAUUUAUUUAUAUUUCUAUAUUAUUUAUAUUUAUUUUUAUUUUAAUUUAUAUUUGUUAUAGUGUCGUGGUUUGAGAGGAAGCCAGUUUUUUUGGGAUGCUGUGGUCAAACCAAUAGGUGCUCACAUUUGAAUAUUGGCACCUGGUGUGGCCAGUGAGGACAUGGAUACGCCUCUGAGAACACAGGAGGGUUAAAAGCAGAGAACGCGCAGGGGGAAGCUCUCUUGGGUUCUGUCCGUGAAAGAGAACACACCUGCCCUGCCCGACUCCGAGCUGGGCAGGGGAGGGGAAGCCACGAGGCCUGAGUGAGGUAGGCCAGGCCUGGGACAGAGAAGGGAGGUGAAGGCCCCUGCAAGAUCGAAGGGUGGAGGAGCACUGAGAGGCAUAGGGCAGCCUCCCCCAGGAGAGAGAGAGAGAGAGAGAGAGAGCGCUGGUGUCAGUGCCUGUGCCACCUUGAAAUUUGAUAGCACGGCCAGCAUGAAGGAGAAGGGGAGUGCUGUGAGAAGGUGUCUGGCUGGGCAGCCGUGGGAGUUCUGGACAGGCAGAGCCUGAGAUUUUUAACCCUUUUCUUAGAUACUAGAAACCUUACAAAUGCUGAUUCCUUCUGGAGUUGAACGAGAAGAGAGAUGGAGAUGAGAUAAGAGGAAAUGGGCCAUGAGAGAAGUUGAAAAGAAUCUUAGGUGAAAGGAAGUGAUGGAGUGGCCUUUGGCUGGACUUUUCUUCUAUAGCCAUGGACAGAACCAUUUUUUUCCUGUGACACAGAGACUGCAUUUAGAGGGAGGCAAUGGCUUAGAGCCAAGAGAGUGCAGUGAUGUGAUGUGAAGGAGUGUGUGAACAGAGAUGGCGGGUGAGGAGGGUGGUGGUGGUGCCCUUCGUCUUCAGGGAAGAAGAAGAAGAUGAUCUCUGUUCUCGAGACCCCUCAGCCCCGGGGGGUGAAAUUUAGGAGAGACAGGUGUCCCAAAAGUGAAAGACUGUGCUCUUUUUAGAACUGGGCAAAACACCCUUUAAAAAAGAAAACCCUAGAAGCAGCUCUGGUCCAUGAGCAGUGGUGAGAGCACUGGGCAUAGAAAGAAGAUGUCACAAUGGCAAAAGGAUCUCCGGGCAGUGCCACGUGUGACAUGGAAAUGCAAGAGGUUCCAACUGUGAUUCCAGGGGAAGCCCAUAGUGCAAGAGGGACCCCUCUCUCCUUGCUAACCUGAGAAUUGAUAUUCUGAAGAGUUAUGCUAGACUGAGAGUAGGUGAUCUGAGGGGUGGAUGUAUUGAAAAUUUAGUGGGGAGAAGAGGAAUGUUUUUAGAAAGUUUUUUAAAUAAAAGAGCAGGAGAUCUUUCUCCUUUUAAUGCCUUUAGUAGAAGUGAUCAGCUGGAGGUUGGGAUCCUGAUGGGUAUGUGCUCCCACCAUUAUUAUCCUCAGGAGGAAUUUGGAAUAGGUCAAGGAAAAUGCAGCUUUAUCCAAUGUAGAGCCGAAGAUCCUCUCCUCAUGAGAGCAGGAGGGGGUAUAAACGCUUGGGUCCCAGUACAGAGUUUUCCAUCUAGGGUACUGACCCCAGCUGAGGUCUUCGUAGUUAGGGCGAGGGACAACUAAGGUUUUUCAGCAUCUCUGCUGGCUUCGGACCUCAGCCCUGAUGUCCAGACACUACUUUGAUCUCUAAAUUCCAUAUUGGCUCGCUGGUUUAGGGGUUUAUUAGCUGCAUUCGGUGGGGAGUUUGCCCCAUUGCAUCUUGGCUCUAAACUUAUUUGCAUAUCAACUCCUGGUCCCCUCCCGUCCACCGUCUGGGGUGGGAGGAUGCCAUCCUCCCACCUGGCCGCGAGCAGGGUGAUGCUGAUACAAUAGAGUGAAUUCUUAACAAUAGAUGGCUAACGACUGAUACUUAACAGGUCAUUACAGCAUACAAAGCACUCCCCUCUGCCAGAACUGGUUAAAUUUGUAAUUCUAAAACCUUUGGGAAAAAAAUGGGUAACCCUUUUUUUGUUCAUAACACUUUUCAUCCUGAAUUCUGUGUGUUUCUUUUAUAGUUGUAGGUUAAUAAAGUUUUUUCCUUUCUAUUCCUAA
Molecule: messenger RNA, 5617 nt
Organism: Haemorhous mexicanus (house finch)
Lineage: Eukaryota; Metazoa; Chordata; Aves; Passeriformes; Fringillidae
Gene: TYW1B
Product: tRNA-yW synthesizing protein 1 homolog B
Exons: 16
Coding region: 92-2137 (681 amino acids)
Biological process (GO): wybutosine biosynthetic process
Molecular function (GO): catalytic activity; 4 iron, 4 sulfur cluster binding; FMN binding
Source: RefSeq, a predicted model, not a curated record